Messenger RNA from Eubalaena glacialis (North Atlantic right whale), 2960 nucleotides. It is a transcript of the gene PXK, whose product is annotated as PX domain containing serine/threonine kinase like. The record is from RefSeq and is a predicted model, not a curated record. The coding region runs from base 86 to 1837 and encodes 583 amino acids. Gene Ontology annotation, biological process: protein phosphorylation; early endosome to late endosome transport; endosome to lysosome transport. Gene Ontology annotation, cellular component: early endosome; extrinsic component of endosome membrane; late endosome. The transcript is spliced from 19 exons. Gene Ontology annotation, molecular function: phosphatidylinositol binding; ATP binding; actin binding. NCBI's taxonomy places the organism in Eukaryota, Metazoa, Chordata, Mammalia, Artiodactyla, Balaenidae.
GGCGGCGGAUCCCGGCGGGCGACGGGAGUCGGAGUCUCUGGUUCCUGCCCCUGGUCCCGAGGCGGUGGUGGACGGGCGUUCCGGGAUGGCCUUCAUGGAGAAGCCGCCGGCCGGCAAGGUCCUGCUGGACGACACGGUGCCGCUGACAGCAGCCAUCGAGGCGAGCCAGAGCCUGCAGUCCCACACGGAAUAUAUCAUUCGGGUACAAAGAGGAAUUUCUGUAGAAAAUAGCUGGCAGAUUGUUAGGAGAUACAGUGACUUUGAUUUGCUGAACAACAGCUUGCAGAUUGCAGGCCUAAGUCUACCUCUUCCUCCCAAAAAAUUGAUUGGUAACAUGGAUCGUGAGUUCAUAGCUGAGAGGCAGAAAGGUCUUCAGAACUAUCUCAACGUUAUCACCACAAAUCAUAUCUUGUCUAAUUGUGAGCUGGUUAAGAAGUUUUUAGAUCCAAACAACUAUUCUGCAAGCUAUACUGAGAUUGCCUUACAACAGGUUUCCAUGUUCUUCCGAUCAGAACCAAAGUGGGAAGUGGUGGAACCAUUGAAAGACAUAGGUUGGAGGAUAAGGAAGAAAUAUUUCUUGAUGAAGAUUAAAAAUCAGCCAAAGGAACGGCUAGUGUUAAGCUGGGCUGACCUUGGUCCUGACAAGUAUCUGUCAGAUAAAGAUUUUCAGUGUCUAAUCAAACUUCUGCCGUCCUGUUUGCACCCUUACAUCUAUCGUGUUACCUUUGCCACAGCUAACGAAUCCUCAGCGUUGCUAAUUAGAAUGUUUAAUGAAAAAGGAACUUUGAAGGACCUGAUCUACAAGGCAAAACCAAAAGACCCAUUCCUAAGGAAGUACUGCAACCCUAAGAAGAUUCAAGGCCUUGAACUCCAGCAAAUAAAAACAUAUGGGCGGCAAAUAUUAGAGGUACUGAAGUUUCUCCAUGACAAGGGAUUCCCUUAUGGGCAUCUUCAUGCUUCCAACGUGAUGCUGGAAGGGGACGCUUGUCGGCUGCUGGACCUUGAGAAUUCCUUGUUGGGCCUUCCUUCCUUCUACCGAUCUUAUUUCUCACAAUUCAGGAAAAUCAAUACAUUGGAGAGUGUGGACGUCCACUGCUUUGGCCACUUACUGUAUGAAAUGACUUACGGACGACCGCCAGACUCAGUGCCUGUAGACUCCUUCCCUCCUGCACCGUCUAUGGCUGUGGUGGCCGUGUUGGAGUCUACGCUGUCUUGUGAAGCCUGUAAAAAUGGCAUGCCCACCGUCUCCCGGCUCUUACAGAUGCCAUUAUUCAGUGAUGUUCUGCUAACUACUUCCGAAAAGCCACAGUUUAAGAUCCCCACAAAGUUAAAAGAGGCAUUGAGAAUUGCCAAAGAAUGUAUAGAAAAGAGGCUAAUUGAAGAACAGAAACAGAUCCACCAGCAUCGAAGACUGACGAGAGCUCAGUCUCACCAUGGAUCCGAAGAAGAAAGAAAAAAGAGGAAGAUCUUAGCUCGAAAGAAGUCAAAACGAUCUGCUGUUGAAAAUAGUGAAGAGCAUUCAGCAAAAUACAGCAACUCCAAUAAUUCAGCAGGAUCUGGGGCCAGCUCACCUCUCACAUCCCCGUCAUCGCCGACUCCACCCUCCACAGCAGCUGCCUUAGGUUUGGGUAAAGAUGUAAAGGAAGGUAAGGACGUCCGCGUUACCCCCACCUCCUCCACCUGCGCCUCCACCACCAGCAGCUCCCUUGCCUCCUGCGAGCACAGAGGCGCCCACACAGCUUCCGCCCCAGGCUGUGAAUGGCGUGAGCCGAGGGGCCUUACUCAGCUCCAUCCAGAAUUUCCAAAAAGGAACUUUGAGGAAAGCCGAAACCUGUGAUCAUAGCGCUCCUAAGAUCGGCUAAAGCUUUGUGUUUACACUUGGAGGGAAAAGUUGUUUUGUUUUUCCUUCCACCUCCAACCCCUAAAGUACCCUCUCUCUGGAUGAGUAAUUGCUGAGCCAGUACAGUCACAUACGACUUCGCAGAUGCUCAUGUAAGAGGCUUUUCAAGAGGGAAAUAGUCUUCAAGUAGAAUAAAGUCAGGCUGGCAUUGCUGCCUUAAGAAACAGUUUGCUCCUUUGUUACUGUUGUAAAGGAGUCUUGCUCUUCCUCUAAUGGUCAUCUUUUGGUGGCAGCAGCGUAUUGGAAUCAAUUAUUUCCACCAACAGAAGGAAGUGGACAAAAAACAAAAACAAUGACAAUAUACAGUCACAGCGGUGAACGGCCUUUGUGUUGCAAUCCCUCCUAUCCCAUCAGACAGCUCCUAGAAAUGUUCCUUUCAUAGUUCAUUUCUCUAUUCUAAAGCAUUUUCUGGUUAUUUCUUAGAUAACUCCCAUUUUUGCUACCUUAAUUUCAUCUUAGACAUUAACACUGUAGCCCAAAGCAUAGUUAUGUCGCUGAGAGUCAGAGAAGCAACUGAGUUCUUCAUUUUCCCUUGAAGUAGAACGGGGAAAGUUCGUAACAGUCUCUUUAAGUUCAAACAGGAACUCCAUUGUGGUUACAGAACUCAGGGCUGCUAAAGAAACUACUCUAGACUCUUAGUUCCUUUUAGUUAGUAUGCAUCGAACAGACAAAAAAAAGUUGACAUCAGAAAAAGCUCUUGCCAAUUAGAGGAUCUUCUUAAUCCUCAGCAAUUAAGUCAAGUUUGGCGUUUGUGGGGGUGGGUUAUUAUUACAACACAAGUACAUCUGGCAAAAUCAGUUCUGAUUUUCCAAAGAUUUAUCCAAAUAUAUCAUCUUUUUAAUGUUACUCAUUUAUUAGAAAGAUCCUUUAUCCUAUGAUUUGCUUAAACCCUUAAAUAAAUUGCACUUUAAAGGAUUAUAAAUAAUCCAUCUAAAAAUUCAAGUUACACACAUCAGUGUUGGUUACUAUGCAGAGAGAAUGUCAUUGUGUAUAGUUUCAUGUAAUCUGUGAUAAAUGUUCAGCUGUAUUUUUUAUUAAAAUAAACCAUGUCUAGAAAAUG